AUGACAAAAUUUGCACUCAAGGCUGGACCAACACUCACGUCGCUCCAGCCGCAUUCCUGCUCUUCUUGCCAGGAACUGUUGAUAACAAAAGAGUCUUCCUUUGAUAAUCCCACAGCGCAGUUUCCUUACAAAAAGGUAGAGGAGAAAGCGUCGUUAGGUUGCAUGCUCUUCCAGUCAUUACAACGAAAGUUCGACGACUUGGCUAAGCCGUUUCUUCGAGAACGGAAUCACCUGAUCUUAUAUCCUCUUAUCGACUCAGAUAACUGGUUGGUAGGUUUACUGGCACGUUGGAUGAUCACGCAAGAUUGUGUACAGGGCGAAGAGGAUGCAGAUAUGCUGUGUCCAUUUGCCUCAAAGGACCAUCCUGCUUCUGAAUUUGUUGAUGCGACGCCUCUAAACCUGGACCCUGGAUCAGCUAAAAGCUUUGACUGGAUAGAGAAAACUUUCGCCGAAUGUCAAAAUAACCAUUUGCAAUGCAACAAAGUCAUUCAAGAGAAUCGACAAAGUUUUGCUAUGCCAAAGCGACUACUUGAUGUUGGCCACUCUAACGAACCUGUCUUGCACUUGUUCGAAACCAGCGAUGAUACCCAGAAAGCCUAUGCCAUCGCUAGCUAUGCUUGGGGCAGUGGCCCUCAAGCUAAAGCCAUUCAGCAAGCUCUGACAACUCGGGCAAAUAUAGGGUCUAGGAUGUCUGAUGGGUUGCAGCUCUCUAUUCUGCCACGAACUAUCCGAGACCUAGUGGAAGUCACGCGAAGAAUCGGUCAUCGAUAUCUUUGGCUGGAUGCGUUUUGCAUUGUUCAGGAUGACCCGGAUGAAACAAGGCAUCUAUUCAUUACCAUGGUCGACUUCUACAAACGAGCCGAUAUCCUGAUCUCAGCUGCAAGUGCUUCACAGAGUGAUGAGGAAUUUCUUCACCCUCGGAGCAUUGAUCAAUCUUACGGAAGCAUUUUCGAAUUACGUUAUAAAUGGAACUUUUCUGGUCACGAGAGUUAG
Fusarium sp. VM40 is the source of this 993-nucleotide messenger RNA. The record is from the annotation of a GenBank genome assembly. Lineage: Eukaryota; Fungi; Ascomycota; Sordariomycetes; Hypocreales; Nectriaceae.